AUGUUGUGUUUUUUGUGGUUCCUGCUGUGUUUUUGUGGAUGCCGAUGUGCUCCAAAUAUCGUCCUCAUCAUCGCUGAUGAUUUGGGCUGGAACGAUGUAGGCUUUCACGGAUCAAAUCAAAUUCCGACUCCGAACAUCGACGCAUUAUUUAGUUCCGGUCUGUCACUACAUAAUUAUUAUGUUGCACCAAUAUGCACGCCAUCCCGAGCGGCACUUAUGACUGGAAAAUACCCUAUUCAUACGGGUAUGCAGCAUGGAGUGUUGUAUGGUAUCGAACCUCGUGGCCUACCUCUCAAUGAGAAGCUCUUGCCACAAUACUUGAAGGAACUGGGAUACAGAAACCAUUUGGUUGGCAAAUGGCACCUCGGGAGUUACAAGAAAGCUUAUUUACCGCUGAGUAGAGGAUUCGAUACACAUUUAGGAUUCUGGACAGGAAAGAUAGAUAUGUAUGACCACACGACUCAGGAAGCUGGCCAAUGGGGCUUCGAUUUCCGACGAGGUUACUCGGUGGCUCACGAUUUGUUCGGUAAAUAUGUAACCGAUGUGUAUACAGAGGAGGCUGUCAGGAUAAUAUCUGAGCACAACAAGAGUGAGCCUCUAUUCCUUAUGGUUGGUCAUUCGGCAGUUCACACGGGCAACCCGUAUGAACCUAUCCGGGCACCUGAAGACCUAACAGCCAACUUUACAUGGAUAACUGAUCCUCAGAGGAAAAAGUUUGCAGCUAUGCUAACAAAAAUGGACGAAUCAGUUGGUAAAGUGGUCCAGUCCUUACACACUCACGGCCUGCUGCAGAACAGCAUUAUCCUCUUCAGCACAGACAAUGGCGGCGCCGCUGCUGGCUUCAACUUGAAUGCUGCAUCGAAUUAUCCUCUUAAGGGUGUAAAGAACACCCUGUGGGAGGGCGGAGUCCGAGGGGCGGCAGCACUCUGGAGCCCUUUGCUCGAGAAGGUACCUCGCGUCGCCUCACAGAAGAUGUACAUCGCAGACUGGAUGCCCACACUGCUUAGUGCUGCGGGGGCCAAUAUGAGUUUAUCUGGCAUCGACGGUAUAGACCAAUGGAAAGCAUUAUCGUCCGAUCUCAAAUCUGAGCGAACCACAGUUCUACAUAACAUUGACGAUGAAUUUGGCAGCGCUUCUAUCACAGUCGACCAGUGGAAAUUACAUAAAGGCACAAAUUACAACGGUGCCUGGGACUACUGGUAUGGGCCUACUGGCCGCGUCGGUGUCUACGAUGUUAAGGAGGUAUUGAACAGCUUCGCGGGGAAGGCUUUCGCGCAAUUAGGAAUGAUGCCGAGCGAAGAAAUUAUUUUGGAACUAAGAAAUGCUUCAACGGUGACAUGUAAGAAACUAGAUCCAAUACUAUGUGAACCUUUGAAGGCGCCUUGUCUCUUCAAUAUUGAGGAAGAUGCCUGUGAAGUGAGGAAUCUUGCUAACGAAGAACCUGAGAUCUUGCAAAAACUAUUAGACGAGUUGGAAAAAAUAAAUCGCACCGCUGUCCCUCCGAACAAUCAACCAUUGGACCAACGGGGCGAUCCUAAGUACUGGGGUCGGACCUACACUAACUUCGGGGACUUUCAAAGGCCACAAUUCGUUUGUUGA
This is a messenger RNA of Pieris macdunnoughi, 1599 nucleotides long. Lineage: Eukaryota; Metazoa; Arthropoda; Insecta; Lepidoptera; Pieridae. The record is from the annotation of a GenBank genome assembly.